Linum trigynum is the source of this 1998-nucleotide messenger RNA. NCBI's taxonomy places the organism in Eukaryota, Viridiplantae, Streptophyta, Magnoliopsida, Malpighiales, Linaceae. The record is from the annotation of a GenBank genome assembly.
CAUUAAUAUCACGAGGUAGCAAUGCUUUGCAUCCUUUUUAAAUUAAAAAAAGUUGAACUCACGUCUACCGGUAUCUGGCCCAAGCCCUAAGCACACAAUUCAAACUUAGCCACACCCAUCUCCUCCCUCCUUCCCCUCGUCCAAAAGAAGAUUUUCAAUUCGAAAGAUACGCCUAAAAUUCCAUCUCGUCCUAGUUGGCGCUCGCAAACGAACCGUGAUCACUCAAUAACUGAAGCAGCAGCCACAACGAUGAUGAUAAGUGGGGCCCUCCCUUGUGACAGAAGCCGUUACCCACCCCACACUCUGCUGCCCCUCCUCACUCAACACAGGAUAUCCUCGCCGCCGCUGCAACCAAGCAGCUCAGCCAAUCAUUCAGGACGAACCAAAAAAUCUCAAUCUUAAGCCAUGGCGACGACGGCGGCGGCAGCAGCAGCAGCGGCGUCACCUCACCUUCUCUCCUCAGCUUCCCGCUCGCUUUCCCCUUUCCAAGUAUGCGUCCUCGAUUCCAAGUCCCUCGUUUCCGCUUCUUCCUUCCACAGUGGCGCCAGGAAGAGGACCGUCGGCGGCGGCUCUGGGUUCCGAUGCACCGCCGUCGGCACCGUGCCGUCCGCGGCGGAGACGAAGAAGAGGAGCAGCUACGAGAUCGUGACGCUCACCACCUGGCUGCUGCAGCAGGAGCAGGCCGGGGUCAUCGACGCCGAGCUCACCAUUGUGCUCUCCAGCAUCUCCAUGGCGUGUAAGCAGAUCGCUUCUUUGGUUCAGAGAUCCGGCAUUUCUAACCUCACCGGCGUUCAGGGCGCCGUCAAUGUCCAGGGCGAGGACCAGAAGAAGCUCGACGUUGUCUCCAAUGAGGUUUUCUCCAAUUGCUUGAGGUCGAGCGGCCGGACCGGAAUCAUAGCCUCGGAGGAAGAGGACGUGCCAGUUGCGGUGGAGGAGAGCUACUCCGGAAACUACAUAGUGGUUUUCGACCCGCUCGAUGGAUCCUCCAACAUCGACGCCGCCGUCUCCACCGGCUCAAUCUUCGGCAUCUACAGCCCCAACGACGAGUGCCUUGCCGACAUCGGAGACGACCCCAAUCUUGACACUCAGGAACAGAGAUGCGUCGUCAGCGUGUGCCAGCCGGGGAGCAACCUCCUCGCCGCCGGCUACUGCAUGUACUCCAGCUCGGUCAUCUUCGUUGUCACGAUCGGGAAGGGGGUAUUCGCCUUCAAUUUGGACCCAAUGUACGGCGAAUUCGUGUUGACCCAAGAGAACAUUCAGAUCCCCAAAGCUGGCAAGAUUUACUCCUUCAACGAAGGCAACUACCAGAUGUGGGAUGAUAAGCUCAAGAAGUACAUCGACGACCUCAAGGACCCUGGUCCUUCCUUGAAGCCUUACUCUGCUCGCUACAUUGGAAGCUUGGUCGGUGACUUCCAUCGGACCUUGCUGUAUGGUGGCAUUUAUGGGUACCCGAGGGACAAGAAGAGCAAGAACGGCAAGUUGAGGCUGUUGUACGAAUGUGCUCCGAUGAGCUUCAUAGUUGAACAGGCCGGUGGCAAAGGUUCCGAUGGCCAUGGCAGAGUUCUAGAUAUCCAACCAACUGAGAUCCAUCAACGUGUGCCGCUAUACAUUGGGAGCGUGGAGGAAGUGGAGAAGUUGGAGAAGUAUUUAGCAUGAUUUCGAUGUAAAUGCAAAGAGCUUCACUUUUGUUUAAUGGAGCUGUCAUGAAUCAAUGGCAGAAUUGCAAGGUGUGCAAAUUACGGGUAAAUAGAUCCACAGUACAACCAGUUCACUUAAUGAGUAUGGAUAAGUCAUAAACGUUCACUAUACAUAAUACCCUGCUGCUUACACUAUGAAUAUGGCCCUCUUAAAUCUGAGGAUACAUUCAUACCCUAAUAAUAGGUACAUCAGAUAGAAACUUACAGUCAGUAGCCAAGUCAAGAAUAUGAAUGAUUAGCCUGUUGCUAGACAAAUUGAAGCACCAUCACAGUUCUAGAUCAAUGAAGAUGGUUAACAAGG